Messenger RNA from Octodon degus (degu), 2661 nucleotides. RefSeq names its product solute carrier family 18 member B1 (gene Slc18b1). The record is from RefSeq and is a predicted model, not a curated record. The transcript is spliced from 14 exons. Gene Ontology annotation, molecular function: transmembrane transporter activity. Lineage: Eukaryota; Metazoa; Chordata; Mammalia; Rodentia; Octodontidae. The coding region runs from base 178 to 1542 and encodes 454 amino acids. Gene Ontology annotation, biological process: transmembrane transport.
GCCCCCAGGACCUCUCUGAGCCUAGGACGCUGCUGAGCGCUGGGCUGUGCUUGCUGCCCGCGAGCCCGGGAUGCCAAAGCCAGGCUGAGACUUAUCCGCCCCCGCCGGUCCGGUCCCUUGGAGGAAGGUGAACCUGAGGUCACGGCUGGACCCGAGCCUGAAGUCCCCGUGCCGCGCAUGGAUGUGUCCGCUGACCCGGCCGUUGGGGGACCAGGAGGUGAUGGCCCAGAAGAAAGAUCAAGAGAUACACCAAGGCGGCUCUCCAGGGAUCAAAUUUUUAUACUGAUCUCAGCAGCUUCCAUGAACUUGGGCUCCAUGAUGGCGUAUUCUAUCCUCGGACCUUUUUUCCCCAAGGAGGCUGAAGACAAAGGAGCCAGCAAUACUAUGAUUGGCAUGAUCUUUGGGUGCUAUGCUUUGUUUGAGUUUUUGGCAUCUUUGGUAUUUGGAAAAUAUCUUGUACAUAUUGGAGCAAAAUUUAUGUUCAUAGCAGGAAUGUUUAUCUCGGGAGGAGUCACAAUUAUCUUUGGUGUCAUGGACCAACUCCCGGAUGGACCAAUAUUUAUUGCCAUGUGCUUUCUAGUGAGGGUAAUCGAUGCGAUAGGCUUUGGAGCAGCAACAACUGCGUCAUCUUCGAUCCUCACAAAGGCUUUCCCGAAUAACGUGGCAACAGUGCUGGGCAGUCUUGAGGUUUUUACCGGCCUGGGGCUCGUGGUGGGCCCUCCUUUAGGCGGCCUCUUGUAUCAGUCCUUCGGCUAUGAGGUGCCGUUUAUUUCCCUGGGAUGCAUAGUUCUGCUGAUUGUACUGCUCAACAUAUGUUUCUUACCCAGCUAUGAGUCGGAUCCAAGCGAACUCUCGUUCUGGAAGCUCGCCACGCUGCCCAAGGUCGGCCUGAUCGCCUUCGUCCUCAUCUCCGUGAGCUCCUGCUUCGGCUUCCUCGAUCCUAUUCUGUCUCUCUUCGUCUUGAGCAAGUUUAACUUGCCAGCUGGCUACGUGGGGCUGGUCUUCCUGGGGCUGGCGCUGUCCUACACCAUUUCCUCACCACUCUUUGGACUACUUAGCGACAAAAUGCCACACCUGAGGAAGUGGCUCCUGGUUUUUGGCAACUUAAUCACAGCAGCAUGCUUCAUGCUCUUAGGGCCUGCCCCGAUCUUACACAUUAAAAGUCAGCUGUGGCUGCUGGUGCUGAUCCUGGUGGUCAAUGGCGUCUCUGCUGGGAUGUGUAUAAUCCCCACUUUCCCCGAGGUUCUCAGCUGCGCGUAUGAAAAUGGGUUUGAAGAGGGAUUAAGUACCCUGGGGCUUGUGUCGGGUCUCACGAGUGCCAUGUGGUCGGUUGGUGCUUUCCUCGGACCGAUGCUCGGUGGAUUUCUGUAUGAGAAACUUGGUUUUGAGUGGGCAGCUGCUAUACAAGGCUUGUGGCCCUUGAUUAGUGGAUUAGCGAUGGGCUUGUUUUACCUCCUGGAAGACUCCAGAAGAAGAUCAAAGCCUCAGAGCACUGUGGGCACAGAGGAGGAACAAGCUGCUCUCCUGGUAGAGGAGACUUAGCCUGCGGGCUCGGCCCAACCAACCGGCGGCCGGAGGACCGGCACCCUGGCUGCGCACAUCACUGCCGGAAGGAUUCUUCUGUGUCCUUAGUUUUGCACACAGAACUCUGAGGGCUUCACACUCCCACCCUGGAAGCGUGGGCAUAACUGUGGAUGAUCACAGUAAGCAGAUUGGGCUUACUGUCGUCCUGAUGAGCCGGCCAACUGCACCAGUCGUGCUUGCAGCAUUCGAUAUGGGAAAGUUAGUUGAAAAGCAGUAGAAGUUCAUGGGGUUUUGGUUUUGUUUCGCAUUGUCUUUGAGGCAGGGUCUCACUUUGGACUUCAGGCUGGCCUCAAGCUCAAGGCGAUGCUCCUGCCUCAGCCUCCCAAGUGCAGCCACGCCCUGCAAAGUUUGUGUUUUUUUAAGAGACCAAACUUUUCUUAAAGAUAUUGCUGAUUCUUUCAAGGCUUCUUGUUACCUCUGUUUACUUUUUAUUGUAAGUUUACUGAUUUUAUGGAUAUACCUUUUUAUUAACAAAGAAAAAAUAAAUUACACUGUUAUGUACCAAUUACAUAAAGAUGACUUAAAAUACGCAGUUACUUAAAAUCUGCAUUGAAAGAUAUGCUUUCUCUUGUGUUCUGAGAUUUGGGGCCUGGUGCAAAGGCAGAAUUCCUUCAGUUUUACUGAAAGAAUUUUAUGUGUGAAAAGUAUAAGAAAUAAAAAUAAAGCUACUAUUUUUAUGAUCUAUUUUCAAUUAUGAUCUUGCUUUGUGAACAUUACUAGGUUUAACAUUACUCGCCUCCUGCGGUGUCUGCCUGCUCCUGCCCUGCCAUCGCUGCGGUGUGUGGCGCUGCUUCUACUCCUGGCGGGUGUGCUCUGCGUCCUGCAGGCCAGCGCCCAGUUCCUAGCCAGCCGUGACUGUCAGUUGUGCUUGAGGGAGCGGCUCCCUGCCACCCCGCAGGAAGCUGCUGCUCGAAGUGAGACUGUGUCAGGUCACCAUCUUACACUUCCAUGGUGGUACGGCUUAUUUAUCUUUUCAUGUUUUUGAGAAUGAAAGCUUUUAUGUAUUGAUUCAAAACUGCCUGGAUUAAAACACCUGCUUAGGCAGAUGCAGGGACUGCAGUUCAAUCCCUGGCAUGC